Messenger RNA from Staurois parvus, 641 nucleotides. The record is from the annotation of a GenBank genome assembly. Lineage: Eukaryota; Metazoa; Chordata; Amphibia; Anura; Ranidae.
CAGGUUCUCUAUGGAGAUCAGGAAGUGUUUCUACAAACCGAAAGUAAAGAGAGACAACAGGAAGCUGAGCUCAGAGCCACGCCCAGGAAUCCUGCAACCACGCAGAGGAGGACGAUGAGGCUCGGGUGUACGGGGCUGCGUGUUCUGGCAGUCUUCUUUACCGUAUUGAUGGUUUCGGCCAACACACUGGAAAUAGUCCUGAGCCCUGAGAAACCGAAAAUAGGUGGGAGUGUUACUUUUAAUGUCCCUGGAAUCACGGAAGGAAUCCGAUUCUUUGACUGGUACCGAGGAAAUGACACAUCUUCUGCCAACCAGAUUAUAAGGUUCAACAAUGGGGAUGGCUCGACGAGUAGGGGGCAGAAAAGCCAUUGCGACGGCCAGCGUCUUCCCCAACGCCUCCCUACAGAUUACAAACCUAACAAAGGCUCUUGAGGAUAAAUACAUGGUGGAGAUCCAGGGGGAUGCAACUCUAUAUCAAGGCACUGUGUCCCUGGUGGGUGAGUUGAUUCGAAUCCUGUCCAUUUUAAUGGUUUGACUGCAGGAGCGAUAGCUGGCAUUGUUAUAAGCAUUUUAGUAGUGCUUAUAGCUGCAAGUAUUGGUGCCGCGUAUGCAUUUAAAUCUAAGGAAUCAGGUAAGUUUUA